This is a messenger RNA of Neodiprion virginianus, 1531 nucleotides long. RefSeq names its product balbiani ring protein 3-like. The coding region runs from base 17 to 370 and encodes 117 amino acids. Lineage: Eukaryota; Metazoa; Arthropoda; Insecta; Hymenoptera; Diprionidae. The record is from RefSeq and is a predicted model, not a curated record. The transcript has 3 exons.
CUGCAACGCACGACAAAUGUACGAUUGGAAAAGUUGCAAAUGUGAGUGCAAGGCAGAAAGAGAGAACAAAAUGAAAUGCGAAGAACAAGAAGGAAUGUGGUGGGAUAAAGAUGACUGUUCCUGCAAGUGCACGCUGAUGCCAAGGGAAUGUUCAAGUCAAGGGAUUUGGAGCGAAACUGACUGCACGUGUAUGAAUGAACUACCAAAUCGCGAAUAUGAGCACGAGGACGAAAAAAAGAACAGUACCGAAUGCCAGAAACAAUUAGGAAUGUGGUGGGAUGAAGAUGAAGGCUGCAAGUGCAUGAUGUUGCCGAUGAAAUGUACGAUUGGACGUAGAUGGAGCAAAGCUCACUGCAAGUGUGUUCAAUAAUAUAAUCCCAUACGAGUCUCCCUGCGUUUAUACGGUGUGGCUUUACUUCUCCGCAAGUGGCCGUUGUUUUGCUUGAUAAGCUUCUUCUUGGUUUUGUAAUGAAGAUAAUUUCAAGCAAUAUUGUUAUUUGUUUUUCACAAGUUAAAGAUAUCGUUUUAUCAUGCUCGAGGAAAAACUUGAAUACAAAACUUUUGUUCAAACGAAUAAAUAUGAUGUGUGUUUAAAAAAAAAAAAACAAACAACAUGGUCGCACGUAACUAUACAGAUCCCUGAAAAACAUUCCGAGUUUCAUGUUCGAAUAUAAUUUCCAUUUCAUAAAAGUUAAUCGUUAAAGUUAAAAGACGGGAAUAAAAAAGGGAUCCUAGAAGUAGAAACAAGCGGUUGAGGUAAUAGAUUGUACAUCGAGGAUGCAAAGUAGGUCUUUUCACGAUGAGUGGCCCGGAGACGAAUAUUGUGUGACAAAAGCGUGGUUAACAAGCUUUAUUCUCAUAGCGGAGUGCAAGCAAAAGCACUUUUUCCCCACUAGGACGAAACAUUUUUUGCACUAUCAUUGGAAUAAUGUCGGCAGUCAUACAACAGUGUAAUUGUAUCAGAGGUUAAAAGGUUAUUCCUUCCUCUCAUUUUUUUCCAGAGGGCACUUCGUACUAAAUCCAUCAAUUUUGACCCUCGUCACUUCUAGGGUUAAUUUCGUGUGAACUCUUUCGCCAUAUUACUUUGCACCCUAAAAUUGAUGCUAUUUUUAUUUAUUUUUUCCGAUUGUCUUUUCUUCCGUUUGCAAAAGUGGUUUGAAAAAUGGUCACCCUGUUUAUACGGAUCCACUGUCAAUUAUACCUGUCGUGGUUCGAGCGAAAACGUUUUAAAUUUUCUCCAUCAUUGUACUUCAAAGGGUUUCACGAAUAGCGAGAAAUUUUACGAACUAUAAUUGCUGCUCGAAUUAGUAGAAGUAAUACUCCUACCUUUAUACGCUCCGAAUAGAUUACCAUCGCGUAUUCCAGAACGGUGCGUUUAAUCUUCGAUAAUCCCGGAUAUUCAACGAUCAAUGAUAAAAGAUUUAUACAACUUUACGUUUAAUCACGCCAAUUUCCGAAGAAUUUCACCGAAAUGUAAAAGGAUAGAGAAUAAUGAUGAGAAAUAAAAAAACGACAAAAGUGCGAUUGUACG